Molecule: messenger RNA, 888 nt
Organism: Candidula unifasciata
Lineage: Eukaryota; Metazoa; Mollusca; Gastropoda; Stylommatophora; Geomitridae
Source: the annotation of a GenBank genome assembly
AUGGAAACAGAGGAAAGAAAUGGCAUCAUUGACUACAAUGUGCCACCUCCGCAACCUGUGGGCAUCUACGGCUGGAGGAAGCGAUGCCUCUAUGCCUUUCUCUUGUCUCUCAUGGUUGUAGUGGUCAUUAACCUAGCUUUGACGGUGUGGAUUCUUCGCGUGCUGGACUUUUCUUUGGAUGGGAUGGGCCGGCUGAAGAUCACCCCGAAAGGGUUCCGUUUGCAGGGAGAGGCAGAGUUUUUGAAGCCCGUCUAUGUGGACCGGCUCAAAUCCGAAGAGGGCAAAGACUUAUACAUUCAGUCCAGCAAAGCAGUAAAGCUUCUGGCUGUUGACCACAACAAGAGAAUUACCAGUAAGGUGGUCAUUGGACAGAACAAUAUAACGGCAAAGUGUGAUGAGUUUGUGGUAGAAGACUCACGGGGAAAUAGAAAUUUACUCAUCUCUAAAAACAAGGUCACCCUGGGGACUGGAGAUGUAUCAUUUCCUGGGGAGAUAACAUUGGAUGGUUCUAUCCGCACACCAAACAUCAUUAGUCCAGAGAAAAAGCCACUGGAAAUUCGUUCAGACACAAGCAAAAUUCAAAUUAGUGGUACAGCUGGUGUCAGCGUCAACGCCCAAGCUGGCAACACCACAAUUAGGGCCACAGACAACAUCAUGAUUGUCUCCACCGCAGGCUCAAUUCAAAUCAACAGUCCUAAUAUCCUCUUGCAAGGACUACCCAGGGCUGAUCCGUCCUUACUGUCCUACUCAGCAAUGCCAUCAACGUCAUCAUCAUCAUCAUUGCCAGUUUACCAGCUUUGUGUCUGUGAAAAUGGUCGAGUGUUUCUUGGACUGCCCAUGGGAGAUUGCCGGAGCUCGUCCCAGCUGUGCUCCAGCUCACAUCCCUGA